Molecule: messenger RNA, 1038 nt
Organism: Miscanthus lutarioriparius
Lineage: Eukaryota; Viridiplantae; Streptophyta; Magnoliopsida; Poales; Poaceae
Source: the annotation of a GenBank genome assembly
AUGGGCAACAGAGCAGCUUUCGUGGUUGCAUUUCUCCUCAGGGCUAUAUAUGGAGGCAUGCAGAUAGUAACCAAGGCUGCUUUCGAUGAAGGCAUGAGCACGUCGGUCUUUGUUUUCUACAGGCAUCUAACUGGAAUUCUCUUCUUGGUGCCCAUUGCUUUUGUGCUUGAAAGGAAAACUGCUCCGCCACUGUCAUUCAAAGUCUCUCUGAAAUUGUUUUUUCAUGCACUCUACGGGAUUGCUGGAGCAAUAAACAUAUAUGGCCUUGGUCUCAGUUAUUCUUCAGCAACAUCAUCAUCUGCAAUAUUUAACCUCCUGCCAGCUGUGGCUUUCUUUCUGGCUGUUGUUUUGGGGAUGGAGACUUUGAACUUGAAGAGAUUCCAUGGGAUUGCAAAAGCUUCAGGCGUAUUGUUUAGCAUUGCUGGCGUGAUUGUACUUGCAUUUUACCAAGGACCAGCAUUCAGAUCAUUCAUCCACCAUAACCCUUUUCAUCACACAAGUAACUCCCAUGCUGGGGUUACUGCACAUCCUGAAAGGGUUUGGAUAUUUGGAAUUUUCUUGACGACUUUAUCAACUACAUCAUGGGCUCUUUGGACAGUUCUUCAGGGGCCUAUGCUGGAAGCAUAUCCAUCUAAGUUGCUCAACACAACCCUCCAGAUGAUCUUUGCAACAAUUCAGUGUUUCUUCAUCGCCCUAGCGGCCGAGAGGGAUUUUUCAAAAUGGAAGCUAGCGCUGGACAUACGUCUUUUUGCUGUGUUGUACUCUGGAAUACUUGUCUCAGGAGUUGCGUAUUAUAUGCAAGUAUGGGUCAUUGAAAAGAGCGGGCCUGUUUUCUUGGCCAUGACAAUGCCAAUAACCUUGCUUGUCACAAUUGUUCUGUCUUUGUUUCUCGGAGAAGCGGUUACCCUGGGAAGUAUCUUAGGUGGAGUAAUCAUGGUUGGUGGUCUGUACAGUGUCCUUUGGGCCAAGAGGUCUGAGCAAGUGGAUGCCAGCAAGCAACAAAUGGCGCCUACUCCAGCAGAGACAACACAAGUUUAG